AUGAUGACAAAGGAUAAUGCGUCUCCAAGCCUCUUGAAAACUCCUCCCCGUCCAAAAAGACGGGCAUCCAGUCUUGCCUACGCAUCUCCUUCCACCCCAUUUAGUGCUAGAAGAUCAAAAUCAACGAAGCCAAGAAUGUCUCCGGCUCGAUCCCUGAUGCGUACCCCGUCUUCGUACAAGUCAACACCAAGCUCGUACUCUGGGGAUCGAUUCAUCCCCUCACGUCGCCAAAUGAAUGUCGAUUUGUGUCGCCGAGCACUUCUUUCUGAUGAAUUUCAGGAUGAGAACAAAGACAGCAACAAGGGAAGUAGUCAUGAUGACGAACGAUCACCCCAGCAACCUGCCGACACACCAAUCCAAAAGGAGUACAAAAGACGAAUGCUGAGCUCACUGUGCAAUAUUCCUUUGGAUGCACUGAACGAGAACGCUGAACCAAAGGGCCUUUUUUCUUUUGGUUUUGAAGAGAAGCGGAAAUUGUCUUCGUCGAUUUCCAUGCGACUGGAAGACCCAUAUUCUCACGAUACUUUGCAUGUGCUUGACAAAUUCCAGGGUACCAGUGAUUCUGCUGUUAUUAAGGGCUCUGAGGGCGUUAAUCGUCGAAUUCCAAAUCAACCAUCGAGGAUAUUGGAUGCCCCUGAUUUGGUCGAUGAUUACUAUCUUAACCUUAUCAGCUGGAGCAAGGACAAUAUUUUGGCUGUGGCGCUUGCACAUUGUGUUUAUCUGUGGAACGCUUCAACGGGUGAUAUUCAUCACCUGACGACCAUUGAAGGAAACGAUGACUACGUAACUUCAGUCCAAUGGUGCACGAUGAGCGGCCAAUCAAAAUACAUUGCGAUUGGGACAAACUCGAAUACAGUUCAAUUAUGGGAUUGUCAGUCAAUGAAAAAAGUCCGAACUCUUCAUGGACACUCCGGACGAGUUGCAUCAAUCGCAUGGAAUCAGCAUUGGCUGACAUCUGGCGGCCGUGAUUCGCUAAUCUUGCAGCAUGACGUGCGCUCUGCAAACCAUCUAGUGGCUCAGUAUAAGGGGCACGAACAAGAGGUGUGUGGGCUCAAAUGGAACGAAGAUGGGACGACUCUAGCUAGUGGGGGGAAUGAGAACUUUCUAUGCAUUUGGGAUGCAAAAAUGUCAUCGUCUCAAGGGCAGCGACGGGGACGACGAUCACAAGACUUCGCACCAAGAUUGCUUCUGCAGCAACACAAAGCUGCUGUCAAGGCUUUGGACUGGUGUCCCUUUCACCGCGGCCUCCUAGCAAGUGGUGGUGGUACAGCUGACAGGAAUAUUAAACUUUGGAAUUCCAACAGUGGUGCAAUGCUGAACUCCAUUGACACUGGUUCUCAAGUUUGUUCGAUCCUCUGGAGUCCGCACCAACGUGAGCUGUGCAGUUCUCAUGGCUUCUCGGAAAACCAGUUGAUUCUGUGGAAGUACGGCAACGGUUCUAGCUUGACUAAGGUGAAGGAACUGACAGGACAUACAUCUCGAGUUUUGAGUCUUGCAUGCAGCCCUGAUGGAAGCACAGUGGUAUCUGCUGCUGGUGACGAGUCUCUCCGCUUCUGGGACAUUUUCGGUGCCCCGCCCAGUCGCCGUUCUUCGGUGAUGCCAAUGGGUGAUAUGAGCUUUGGGAUGCCUACAGUUCGAUAA
Cylindrotheca closterium is the source of this 1641-nucleotide messenger RNA. Lineage: Eukaryota; Bacillariophyta; Bacillariophyceae; Bacillariales; Bacillariaceae. The record is from the annotation of a GenBank genome assembly.